Corythoichthys intestinalis (scribbled pipefish) is the source of this 8977-nucleotide messenger RNA. It is a transcript of the gene znf710a, whose product is annotated as zinc finger protein 710a. The record is from RefSeq and is a predicted model, not a curated record. Gene Ontology annotation, biological process: regulation of transcription by RNA polymerase II. The coding region runs from base 60 to 2051 and encodes 663 amino acids. Gene Ontology annotation, molecular function: RNA polymerase II cis-regulatory region sequence-specific DNA binding; DNA-binding transcription factor activity. The transcript has 5 exons. Lineage: Eukaryota; Metazoa; Chordata; Actinopteri; Syngnathiformes; Syngnathidae.
GAUCCCUGAAACACCUCAAACAUCACUCCAGGAACAAUGUGGGGGAAGAGAGUGGAAGGAUGGUGCGGGAUUACCCAAAGGUGACUGAAGGCCAAAUGGACGUGGGAACACAGACAGAACCUGUAGUGGUUCUCUCUCUUGCUCAGGCAGCUGUUCUCGGACUCAUCUCCCAAAAUGAAAUCUUUGGUGCCACAAUAGCUCCAAAUGGUUUUUACACAGGCGAGUCCAAAGAGGGUCCGCCCGCACCUCCAGAAGCAAUGGAGUAUGAGUGUGCAGACCAGCUGAUUGGCGCUAAUGGGGACUACCUACCUGAGCCUGCUGGGGACACGACAUCUCAGCUUAAUCCUUGUGAACGGAGACAGCCAGUUCCCCGUGGACUGAGGGCUAAAAGACCCAGAAGCGAGGGAGAGUUUGUGGCUAACACGCCCAAAGCAGCAAGUCCACAAGCUCAGAUCAAAGGUGAACAGAUUGAGGCUGAAACAUCUCCUGCUUGCAUGAACAACAGGUGUAUCCCUGCCAAGCAAGAGACUCCUAUUACAAAUCCAAAAACCUCCUUGAAAGAGCAAGCCUGUGGAAAUUGUCCUUCAUGUGUAAAAGAAACAUCCCUACCAGAAGUAGACAGACCACAAGGAGAGCAACAAGAGGGAAACGUUAAUAGUGACAGGAAGGAAGAGGAAUCAGUGGUGGAAGAGGAGCCAGAGGAGGAGGCGCUAAAUCUUAAAACCACUGGAACUACUGCUUUGGACAGUAAAUAUUACGAAUCCAACGACGUCGCCUACGAACCAUCUGGCGUGGCACUACCGGGGGAGUAUGAGGAAAACGGCCAGGCCAUGCUCUGGUCGGACCCCGAGGGCCUCGCCAGGCGAAUGCAGAUAGACCGGCUAGACAUCAAUGUACAGAUCGACGAGUCUUACUGCGUAGACGUGGGUGAGGGUCUAAAACGAUGGAAGUGCCGAAUGUGCGAGAAGUCUUACACGUCCAAAUAUAACCUCGUCACUCACAUCCUGGGCCAUAAUGGCAUAAAGCCCCACGAAUGUAUCCACUGCGGAAAACUCUUCAAGCAGCCCAGCCACCUCCAGACUCACCUACUGACCCACCAAGGGACUCGCCCUCACAAGUGCACCGUUUGUGAGAAGGCCUUCACUCAGACCAGCCACCUGAAGAGACACAUGCUGCAGCAUACUGACGUCAAGCCCUACAGUUGCCGCUUCUGCGGCAGAGGCUUCGCUUACCCCAGCGAGCUGCGGACCCACGAGAGCAAACACGAGAAUGGUCAGUGCCAUGUCUGUACACAGUGCGGCAUGGAGUUCCCCACUUACGCACAUCUGAAGCGCCAUUUGACCAGCCAUCAAGGCCCUACAACAUACCAGUGCACGGAGUGCCACAAGUCCUUUGCGUACCGCAGCCAGCUGCAGAAUCACUUGAUGAAGCACCAGAACGUUCGGCCCUAUGUUUGCCCAGAGUGUGGCAUGGAGUUUGUCCAGAUCCAUCACUUGAGACAACACGCCCUUACUCAUAAGGGAAUGAAAGAAUUCAAAUGUGAAGUCUGCUCCAGAGAGUUUACCUUGUCUGCCAACCUGAAGCGACACAUGCUAAUCCAUGCCAGCGUGAGACCCUUCCAGUGCCACGUGUGCUUCAAGACUUUUGUUCAGAAGCAGACCCUUAAGACGCACAUGAUUGUCCAUUUACCUGUGAAGCCGUUCAAAUGCAAGGUGUGCGGCAAGUCCUUCAACAGAAUGUACAACCUCCUCGGCCACAUGCACCUACACGCCGGCAGCAAGCCUUUCAAAUGCCCUUACUGUAACAGCAAGUUCAAUCUAAAGGGCAACCUCAGUCGACAUAUGAAGGUCAAACAUGGCAUCACGGAUGGCACGAUAGAAGGACACGAGCCCCCUCAAGACACAGAAGGACAGGGGGAGUAUGAGGAGAGCUUUGAAUUCAGCGAGCGAGAGAACCGGGCAAACAACAGCACACCAGACAUUUCUAAACUAUCUCAAAUGGAGUAUUACAGCACCUAUGGGAAGGGAGCAGGUCGCUGCAGUACUGCUUGAGUUAGCAAAGCCAGCCCAAAAUGAAUCUGAGGGGACAGACGACUUUUUUUCCUGCAGUUAAGAAGCUUGGGAUGUUCUUCAAGAAACCGAGCAAAACUGCAUAUUUGUAUGCACUGGAAUUAGCUGCAAUGUUACGAAACUCCAUUGCCAACUCCACUCACUGGACACAAUUAGGUAACUCCAUUGCUGCAAUAGUGUGGAACAGUGGUUGUCUUUUUUUUUUUUUUAAAUUUUACAAGUACCACCUAAAAAUAUAUAGCUAUCCAAGAAAACCAUCAUGACCAACAUUAAAAUAUGGUAGUGCUGUUGGCUAACUGUCCAUCAAAAACAAUCUUUUUAAUUCAAAAUGGCUUAUAUUAAUGAGAAUAUUUCAUCAUACCGUAGCCAAAGGUUGACAUUUCUGUGCCAUAAAUUCAUGUCACUGUUGUUUUCGUCAACGAUGGCGUUAACGAAAAUAUUUCGUCGACAAACACUUUUUUCAUGACAAUGACGAGAUGAUAACGAACUAAAAACAUGUCUUGGGAGCAGAGGUUGCGCUAGACAUUUUCUUUGUCUGUCAUUUUGACUGACAGGGUCAUAAAAAUCCGGUCAUAAUCUAUUUUUACCCGUCACUUAAAUUUUUAAAAUGAUAAUGAUGACAUAUUCAAUAGUAUUUAGUUUUCAUUCAUUUUUAAUUAAUAUUGUAAUGCUUGCUUGGCGGCGAAAAAUUAGACACGGAAGUCGUGGUAUUUUUCUCCCUCUUUUUACUCUGCUUACCGCCAACACCAACAAAACAACAACUCCGCCCCCACAGAAAAAGAGGCAACUACAUAGACCCCAAUCACCAACGUCACACAAUGAUCUUAAUUGUGGUUGUCAGCCCAAAAUCUUCUAAAUAUAUAUUAAAUGCAUCUUACCAGAUAUAAAAUGACUACUACAUAGUCUGUGGUGAUCGUUUGGUGCCCAGAUUUCUUGUCGAAUUACAGCAGUCCAUCUCGCUCUCCUCUUCGGGUCUCUCAGAAUACGGUAGAACUUCAAGUCUCUCCGUCUAUCUUCUCUGUUACUGCAACCAACCACCACACACGCCUUCACCAUUUUGAUUAUUAAUGUUAAAGAGCAGAAAAACAAGCCGUAACAAGAGGCAUGUACGUAGCGGUUUCACGACUUCAGUUUUUUCCGUCACCGUUUUAAAAAACCGGUCAACGACGGAAAAUAUUCGGUUAACGCGACCCCUGCUUGGGAGACUAAAACAUAAUGACACGAAUGCCAGUUUUCAUCUGACCAGACAAGAACAAGACGAAAAUGCACCAUAGUUUCUGUCACGUGUUCACAAUCUGUGACAUUUUAUGUGUCGUUAGCCUGCAUCGUAGCAGUGUCUGGUUGUACACUCAUGUGGCGUGCUGCGCCACCCCCAACUCACCCGCUAGCGUCGUCUCCAGUCUCCCUAUUGCUUGUUUUGAGACACAAAUACAAAGAUUUGUCUUCUUAUCUUGGCAAGAGAGCAUAGCAUUCACGUUCAAGUAAGCAUCAGACUAUUGCUAAAGGCAGACGUCCUCUUCAACUCUCGGACAACUUUUUUUACAAUUACAGUAAAAAAUUUUUUUAACUUUAUAGAGGAAAACAUUUUUAUUAAACAUAGACUAAAACUGGACCGAAUGUGUCUUUUCAUCAACAAAAACUAGACGAAGACAUCUAAAGAGAGAGAUGACUAUAGUAUGACUAAGACUAACAAGUAUUAUCGUCCAAAAGACUAAGACGAAAAUUAAAUGGGCCACUAAAAACAACACUGAUCCAUGUUGACUAUUGCCAUCUUCCUCCUUUGAAGCUAGCUUUUAGGGUGGCUGGUUGACUAGCUAUUGCUCAAUAUCUACCAUGCUGUUUUGAUCAAAGUCUUUGUCAUUCAUUCUGCUACAGUCGCCUUCUUUCCGCUGCCACAAAUAUUCACGCAGUCAACUAUUUAAAGGUGCACAAUUUAGGAUUUGCGCUUCAAUUAUUCAUGAAAUGGCAACAACUUGUUAGCCUGCAAAACUACUGCGGUCAGGCCAGUCUCCACAAGGAACAACAGUCAAGCUAGCAGUCCCUCGUCUGGAUCAUUGUUUGCCUCAUGGUAAUGCAACAUGGUGGCUUUAGAGUGCAAGUCCCAAGAAUGGAUCCACUUCAGGGGGACACUGACAUGAAAAAAAAUCUGUGAAAUGAAAUCACACGUCAUAAUUUCAUGAGAGUACUUUGGUUCGAGUGUUGGGGUAGUCUAGGAUGCCUCAGAUGUAGAUCGGUCCUUGGAUAGCUCAGAUUUUUUUUCUUGAUUUUUUUUUGGUACUAAAUAGCUUUUAUAUUACAAUACUUUAGUUUGAGUCUAGGGGUACUCUAGUUUUCCCCAGAAGUGGACCCAUUCUUGGAUUGCUCCCUGUUUUUUUUCAAAUAAAGGGACUUGCAAUUUUUGAAAUCAAAGGUUUGAAUAGAACGUGAACCAAUACUCGAAGCGAGUAUAGGUUAAUACAGAUUUUGCUUUGAUCACUUUGCCUAUCAAUUAAUUAGGUUAAUAUUCGUGAGAAAUGUGGACCUAACCCCCGUCCAAUAAUCUGUUUGGUCUUAUUAAUGUCCCGUCCCCAGCAAAAAGUGUACAUUCAGGUUAUGCUGUUAUAUUGUCCCUACCAAUGUUGAGACCAAACCUACGCCCUCAGUUACAGGCUGUUUGAAUUGUACUGAAAUGCGUGAGAAUUUUUUGUUGUCCUUAAGUAAAUGCAGUAUAGUAGCAGUUUCACAUAUUGUCAAAGUACAAUGUUUUAAUAUUUUGAGUCUGAAAAUGGAAAAUUUCUAAGCUUAUUUGAAUUUCAGCUGGAGACAACUGAUUUGUGUUAGUCAUGAUUGCAGUGUUUUAACCCCCCCCCCCCACCCCCCACUGGAAAAAUUAUUCACAGGAAUUGUGUGUUGGGAGGUGGUGCAAAUAUAAUGGUUGGUUCCAUUAAAAAUCUACAAACAAAUAAAUCUGAAAAAUGCCUAACCGUGAAUACGCUUAGAGUAUUCCUAAUAAUGUCGUCUCAUAUGAUUCCAAGCCACUGCAACAUUAUGCAUCUCUGAAAAAAACAACCCGAAUAAAUGAGAAUUUAAUGUUUAUAAACAAAACCUUAAGAAUUCAAAGAAUCUGUAUUAAACGGAUGUGUAGUUGGGCAGUGAUUCUUUUGUUUACAACUAGAGGAAGCCCGUGCACCACACUUGUUACGUUACUGGUGUUAAAACAUGCAUCCGUUUGACCUUAAAUAGCCAAAAAUCAUACAAAUUUUAAGUUUGAUACAAUGGUGUUUUACACUACUGCAGCUGCAAUUACCGUAUUGGCCCGAAUAUAAGACGACCCCCUCUUUUUCAAGAUUCAAGUUUGAAAAAAGAUUUUUUGAACACCAAAUUAAUUUUUAUACAGAAAAUAAUUACAGUACAUCUGAAACAAAUGAUUAUAACAAUAUAUUUGAGAGAAAAAGCAUGUUAUUUUGCCUCAUUCAAAUCUUAACAUCUGAACAUUUAAAUAUGUAAACCAGGGGUCCCCAAACUUUUUCCUGUGAGGGCUAAAUAACUUUUCCCUUCUCUGAUGAGGGACCGGGGUCAGUUUGCAACAGAAAAGGUGUGACGAUUUCAGGAGUGCCUAAAUGUAAAAAUGUAUUGUUUUUCAGAAAGCCACAAUCAAAUAACCCUUUCUGGAUUCUUCACGGAACAAAAGUAAAUUUAAAAAAAAUAAAUAAAUAACAAUAUAAUACAAUAUAAGAUAAUAUAUAGGGCUGUCAAAAUUAUCAUAUUAACGGGCGGUAAUUAAUUUUUUAAAAUGAAUCACGUUCAAAUAUUUGACGCAUUUAACGCACAUGCCCCGCUCAAACAGAUUAAAAUGACAGCACAGUGUCAUGUGCACUUGUUACUUGUGUUUUUGGGUGUUUUCUCGCCCUCUGCUGGCUCUUGGGUGCGACUGAUUUUAUGGGUUUCAGCACCAAUGUGUAAUUAUUGACACCAACAAUGGCAAGCUACUAGUUUAUUUUUUGAUUGAAAGUUUUACAAAUUUUAUUAAAACAAAAACAUUAAGAGGGGUUUUCAUAUAAAACUUCUAUAACUUGUACUAACAUUUAUCUUUUAAGAACUACAAGUCUUUCUAUCCAUGGAUCGCUUUAACAGUUAAUGUUAUUGCUAUCUUAUUGAUUUAUUGUAAUAAUGAACAAAUACAGUACUUAUGUACUGUAUGUUGAAUAUAUAUAUCCGUCUUCUGUCUUAUCUUUCCAUUCCAACAAUAAUUUACAGAAAAAUAUGGCACAUUUUAUAGAUGGUUUGAAUUGCGAUUAAUUACGAUUAAUUCAUUUUUAAGCUGUGAUUAACUCGAUUAAAAUUUUAAUCGUUUGACAACCCUAAUAAUAAAUUAUAAUAUAAUAUAAUAUAAUAUAAUAUAAUAUAAUAUAAUAUAAUAUAAUAUAACAUAAUAACUAAUAAUAACACUAUUAAUAAUAUAAUGUAAUAUAAUAAAUAAUAAUAACACUAUUAAUUAAAUCGAUAAUAACCAAAUAACCCUCUCUGGGUUCUUCACAGAAAAAAAGCCAGGAAAUAAAUGACACUAUUGAGGGAUUUUUUUUUUUGUUUUGUUUUGUUUUUUUUGUUUUGUUCAAGGGGCCGGACCAAAUGUGGAGGCGUAUCCGGCCCGCGGGCCGUAGUUUGGGGACCCCUGAUGUAAACUAAAAGGCAAUCAAAUUCGUAAAUGAAUGGCCUCUGGUUUUUGAAAUGUAAAUAAACCAAUUUAUUGUGAUAAAACAACAAAAUUGCAAUGUCUGCAUUAACCAUCAAAGUGAAUUCUAACUGUAACUGUAGUCUUGAAACAAAUCUGAAUAAGGAAAAACAUUGCAAUAAAAUAAUGCAAACUGGUUAAACUUGAGAGUAGCUGAGAUCUGUCAUGACAGAACAUCGCUUCAAUGAUAUCUGGCGCCAUCUAACGUCGUGAAUGGGUAUAACGUCUAGACCGCGAGACGAUCCUCACUUUUUCAGUCUUAUUUCAAUGCAAAAACACUGUCUUAUUUUCGGGCCAAUACGGUAAUUUCUAAGUAAAUACCUCUAUGACAGUGCAGAUCAAAUUAAUUUUAUGUUAUGGAUUUCAUCGGCUAGUGUGCCUAAUGACGUACAAAAAAAUUACUGUCACUGUAUUUGAAAACAAGUGGACUGUCCGCAAUGGAGAAUAUUUUGUAGUAUCAUAUUAUCAUCAUGUGAGCCUACUGUGUGCACAUUUGAAGAAAAAUGCAUUGAUCUUUUUAUACUGCACUUACACAUUGAGACAAUCCUUGAUCUAUCUACUGUAUGUAAAGUAACAAAAAAAGGUCAGGGAGGGGGAUAUGUGUGUUAAGGUGCAUUUUAAUCACCAAAGUUCAACAUGCUGCACAGGAGAACUUUGCUUUGUGCUGUUACGAAUAAAAUAUGUCUGCAAAAUUAGCUAAAUACCACUGGAACUUUACUGUACAUUGUUGUAUGUUGACUGGUACCCUGACAUGAAUAGCAUUGAGGACCGCAGUUUACCAUCAAGGCGUUAACUGUCACACUUGUGUUGAUCUAACAGUCAAUGAAUGUAAUGAAGUGAAUGAAAUGUUUUCAUGAAAACAGAAAAUCUAAAGCAGCAUACCCCCGUUGCCAAAGGAUCUGAGCUAAUCUUGCAGCGACAGGCGUCAUCACUCUUUUCGAGUUGGGACACUGGAUUUCUUAAGGUCCAAUUUCAGACCUUGUGAAAUUGCAUUCAGGCUCCCCUCCCAGAUUCAAUUGUAGAUCUCUUCAAACGAUUACCAGACUCCAAGAUACUGCUACUGCAUUUUGCAAAAGCAAUGCAAAGUUAGCAUUCAUAUCACAUUUUUUUUUAAAUGAGUGAACGGCGACAUGAAUUGUCCUAGAAAAAAAGUCAAGGCAGAAAUAUGAAGUGCCCCGUUGUGUUGUGGGAGGGCCCGCCAUCCAUCACGUUGUGAGACGGUCUCAAGUGAUGAACGACAACCUCACACUGUCUGACAGGGCCGUGGACCUUGCAGAAAAUCAUUCAGGAAGCGCUCAAUAUAUUCAGUUUUCUUAAAGUUACGCCCCCGAGAUAAAAAAACAACAACAACUCAAACCUAAACAGUAUACGUGCAAAGUGGAUCAUACAUUCUAAAUAAAAGUGUUAAUAAAAUGGGUCUGUUUUUGUCUUUUAACUUGCUAGCAAAAACUGAAGUGAACUCCAAGUCAGUCGAGCUGUGGUUCAGCAACUGGAGGCUUCAGACCUGCAUGCGGCUCUUUAGGACUGCUAUAGUCGCUUUUUCAAAAAUGUUUGAAAAAGAUGCGGGAGGGAAAUAGAGUUAUAUGGUUUCUGUAGGAGGACAAACAUGACACAAACAUUCUUCUAAUUGUAAUUGUAAUGAAGUUAAACUUGAGGCAGCAUUGUACAACUGAGUAGUCACAUGGUGCGUCAUUCUUCAUAGAAACCACUGCAGGGAAAGUAAACAUUUACUGUAUUUUCCACAUUAUAAGGCGCAUUGGAGUAUAAGGUGCACCUUCGAUGAAUGGCCUAUUUUAAAAACGUUUUCGUGUAUAGGGUGCACUGCAUUAUAAGGCACAGUAGUAGUAGUAGUGGUUGGUAUUGCAUUAUGCAUCCACAAGAUGGAGCUGAGCUAAAUGGAAUGUCAUGCCAUGAUUAACCCAUAGACUUCAUAAUGAUAUUGACGGGUGACAUUCCCCAUACACUGUGCCAAGUCUUCAAGUAGGGGGCCGUUCUACACUCUCCUUCAGUCGUUCACAGUUAGGUUCAAAAAGUACAAAAGCUGUAUCGCAUACGAACAAGACGGAUUGUCUCAGGAGUGAUUUGUUUGAGGAUUCAAGGUAAUUAUUUUAUUUUUUGUACCAUGCAUGCAUUUUGAAACGUUGUAAAAAGAAUCAAUGGGAGACAUUAACCGCUAGGGCAUUGGAGUCAUAAUUCG